GCGGCUUUAAUUGAACAUGGGCAACUUGUUAAAUAAAUUUAAAAACAUCAAGUGCAACAAUCAAAACGGCGAAAAUCGAUCCGAUGAUCGUGAUAUGGGUUGCCGCAACAAAAGGAGAAAUGAAAACUGUCAGCCAUAUAUGCAUUCUGGAGAUACAUUUCCGGCCAAACGUCGCCUUUUAAAAAGCGAUUUGAUAGAUCGAAAUCCUUAUUUCAAGAAUUGUUGCCAAAACUGUGGAAUAUGCUUGGAAUAUCUAAAUACGUGGCGUGCUCGGAAUUCAAAUCAAUAUCCGAAUAGGAAAAGAAAUAACCAGCAGGCAGCUAAUUUACUUGGCGUUCCUGCUCGUCCCAGUGUAUCUCGUCCUGCUGUAGCUCGUCCAGUUUGUGCAGCUCGUCUUAACGUGGCUCGACCUGGUGUAGGACGUCCAGUUGUAAUUGAUAAUGCAAAGGGCCAGAAGGCAGUAGCUAAGCCAGCAACUGCUAAUAAAACCAACACCCCCAACAGCAGUAGCAACACCACCAACCCCCCUAAAUGAAAGGCCGAAAAGAGGAAGCGCCAAUAUGCCCGCAAGCGUGGAUUUAGGCUUGGAGGCGUCAAGUUGACUUAUAUUAAAAACAAGAAAGAAAAACUGCCCCAACAAGAAGAGGAAUCCUAUGCUGUGGCAUUUUUCGAGGAGAAGCCCAUUUACACUAUCAA
Messenger RNA from Drosophila willistoni, 696 nucleotides. RefSeq lists its product as uncharacterized. Lineage: Eukaryota; Metazoa; Arthropoda; Insecta; Diptera; Drosophilidae. The transcript is spliced from 2 exons. The record is from RefSeq and is a predicted model, not a curated record. Bases 17 to 535 code for a protein of 172 amino acids.